AUGGCGUACGUUUUGGGAGCGACACUACAACAAGGCGAAGAUGACACCGUUGAAAUAAUACAAGACUGCACGUCAUCUUCAACUACUGAUACAAAAUUAUCUGAAGAACAAAAUUUUAAUUUGUUCAAAAAGUUGGAAGUGUAUCCAUGCCUGUGGGACUCAAGCAAAGUCGCAUAUCAAAACAAAGCUCAAAGGCAAAAGGCGACAGCGGAAAUUUGUGAAAUGUUUAAUCUUCUUUCAGCAACUUUUAAACGC
Messenger RNA from Paramuricea clavata, 255 nucleotides. The record is from the annotation of a GenBank genome assembly. NCBI's taxonomy places the organism in Eukaryota, Metazoa, Cnidaria, Anthozoa, Malacalcyonacea, Plexauridae.